AUGGAACUGCACUACACGCGCCACCACCAGACGUACAUCACGAACCUGAACAACGCGCUCGCGUCGCACGCCGAGGCGCUCUCUACGGGUAACCUGAUCAAGCAACUCGAGCUGCAGCCCCUGAUCAAGUUCAACGCAGGGGGGCACAUCAACCACACGUUGUUCUGGGAGGGGCUCACACCGCCACGGUCGUCGUCGUCGCCGUCGUCGUCGUCGGCGACUGACCUCUCGACCGCGGCCCCGAACCUCCACGGCGCCAUCGUCCGGCAAUGGGGCGGCGUCGAGCAGUUCAGAAGUGCGUGGGAGACCGCGGCGCUGGGGAUCCAAGGGUCCGGAUGGGCGUGGCUUGUCAAGACAGUGACACCUGGGGCCGGGGGAGCCGGCGACGGCGCUACGACCCUCGAAAUCACAACGUCGAAGGAUCAAGAUCUCCCCGCGUCCGGGAGGCUCGCGGUCCUGGGCGUCGACAUGUGGGAGCACGCGUAUUAUCUGCAGUACUGGAACAACAAGAAGGAGUACGUGGCCAAGAUAUGGGACGUGUUGAAUUGGAACACCGCCGAGAAGAGGUACCUCGGAGACCAUCGGGCGGUGUACGGUGAUCUGGUCGGCCUUGCAGGAAGACUGUAG
Molecule: messenger RNA, 627 nt
Organism: Exophiala spinifera
Lineage: Eukaryota; Fungi; Ascomycota; Eurotiomycetes; Chaetothyriales; Herpotrichiellaceae
Exons: 1
Coding region: 1-627 (208 amino acids)
Biological process (GO): superoxide metabolic process
Cellular component (GO): mitochondrion
Molecular function (GO): metal ion binding; superoxide dismutase activity
Source: RefSeq, a predicted model, not a curated record